Messenger RNA from Botrytis cinerea B05.10, 1607 nucleotides. RefSeq lists its product as hypothetical. The record is from RefSeq and is a predicted model, not a curated record. Gene Ontology annotation, biological process: regulation of transcription by RNA polymerase II. Gene Ontology annotation, cellular component: NuA4 histone acetyltransferase complex; SWI/SNF complex. The transcript is spliced from 2 exons. Bases 90 to 1493 code for a protein of 467 amino acids. Gene Ontology annotation, molecular function: chromatin binding. Lineage: Eukaryota; Fungi; Ascomycota; Leotiomycetes; Helotiales; Sclerotiniaceae.
GACAACUUCUCCGCCUGCUUGUUAUUUUGGUUCCUAUCAUCUGAAACUCGAUUGCCUUAACCUUCUGUUGUCAAUAUCCUCUUAUCGCCAUGGCAUCACAAACAAUGAAUUCGUCAAUGCAACCCACUGACGUUUAUGGAGGAGAUGAAGUAUCAGCCAUUGUCAUUGACCCGGGAUACUCAAGUAUACGCGCCGGAUUUGCAGGAGAAGAUACCCCCAAAUCAUUCAUCAACUCACAUUAUGGUGUUCGUGAUGGAGAAUCAUUUUAUGGCGACAAUGCGAUUCACAACCCCAGCGCGAACCUCGAAAUCCGCAAUCCAAUGAACAAGGAUGGAAUUGUUGAAGACUGGGAUACUGCGGAACAGUUAUGGAAGUAUGCUAUUACUUCACGACUUACGAGCUUCAAGCAGGCGGAUCCUAGAACCAACGGACUAAAUGAUCGACCAGAGGAGAUGGAGGUUGAUAUGGAUGUGGAUGCGCAAGAGAAACCUUUGGAAGAACACCCUCUGUUAAUGACAGAAACCGCAUGGAAUACAGCUAAAUCUCGAGAGAAGGCUAUUGAAGUAGCUAUGGAAUCUUGGGGAAGCCCCGCCUUUUGGCUCGCACGAAACAGUGUCCUCGCAGCAUUUGGAGGCGGCAAGGCAACAGCGUUGGUGGUCGAUGUCGGAGCAUCAAAUGCAUCAGUUAUCGCCGUACACGAUGGACUUGUACUCAAAAAAUCAGUGCAGAGGUCCCCUCUCGCUGGCAACUGGGUAUCCUCCCAAAUCCGCGCCAUGUUCAACACCGUAGAACCCAAAGUCGAGCUCACUCCGCAUUUUAUGAUCUCAUCCAAAACUCCCGUUGACGCAGGUGCUCCAGCACAGGCCACAUACCGCAAUUUCAAAAUUCCGCCCACGCCUAGUUUCCGCGCUUUAGAAGAAGAGCGUGUCUUAACAGAAUUCAAAGAAUCGGUUGUGCAAGUCUGGAGCGGGCCAAAUCGUCUGAAUGCUCCUACCGGACCCGGAACUUUAACCACGAACGUGGAUUAUGCGAAACAACAACCGGGUCGGGUAUUCGAGAUGCCAGAUGGUUCAAAUCAGAUGUGGGGUGUAGAGCGAUUUAAUGUUACAGAAGGCAUGUGGGACGAAAAGGUUGCGAUACCUGUAGACAACGAGUCUGCUCCCACAAAAGCCCAAACUCUCCCCGAGAUGAUCAAAGCUUCUAUUGCAGCGGUUGAUAUGGAUUUACGGUCGCAUUUGUUGCAGAACAUUAUCGUCACAGGUGGGAGUACGCUACUUAACGGAUUCACAGAUCGUUUGAAUAACGAAUUAUCGCUUCUAUACCCGGGUGCUAGAAUCAAGUUGCAAGCUGCAGGUCUUACACAAGAGAGAAGAUUUGGUUCGUGGAUUGGAGGUAGUAUCUUGGGAAGUUUGGGAACCUUCCAUCAAAUGUGGAUUUCAAGGAAGGAAUACGAGGAAUUUGGUGCCAGUAUUGUGGAGAAAAGAUGCAAAUAAACAUACUUUCUAUUCCCACGGUUGUUGCAGAAAGCCAAAAGUUAUUCUUUAAAUCUAUGGUGGUAUGGAAUGAAAGUGGAAGGUGGGAAUUGGACUGGCGUUGGGGGAGUUUCA